Messenger RNA from Lytechinus variegatus (green sea urchin), 8497 nucleotides. Its product is annotated as low-density lipoprotein receptor-related protein 6-like. Lineage: Eukaryota; Metazoa; Echinodermata; Echinoidea; Temnopleuroida; Toxopneustidae. The record is from RefSeq and is a predicted model, not a curated record. Gene Ontology annotation, molecular function: protein binding. The transcript is spliced from 23 exons. The coding region runs from base 1217 to 5218 and encodes 1333 amino acids.
GUUCAUCCAGCGAUCGCGAGUAUACACGGGCCUGAAUACAUGCAUAGCCCUACACCGAAAACACAUAAUACUACCGAAUAUAUUGUCCGAACAUAUAUCUAGUUCUACGAGAUAACACCUAAAAUUCUGGAUUACAAGAGCCAAGGAAUUCUUCAGACUGCAAAGUCUGCAUACACCAUGGUGUGUUGUAGAUGAUAUUCCAUCAGCGGCAGAAAUGGGCUGCCUCGAAACGUUUUUAGGAAUACUGAGCCUCCUGGCGUUCGUACGCGCAAAUACACAACUCUUAUUCGCAAACCGGCGCGAUGUACAACUCCUCACCGUGCCCGCUUCCAACUUCUCACAGACGUCUUCCGUCACGGUCGUCGAGGGCCUCCAAGAUGCCGCGGCCGUCGACUUCCUCUACUCACAAAAUCUCAUAUUCUGGACGGACGUUAGUUUGGAAGCAAUCAAAAGAAUGUUUAUUAACGGCUCCGAUGUCGUUGAGGACGUUGUUACGACGGGGCUCGUCGCCCCGGACGGACUCGCCUGUGAUUGGAUGAGCCAAAAAUUAUAUUGGACUGACGCUGAUACGAACAGGAUAGAAGUCAGUGAGAUUGAUGGAAAAUCAAGAACUGUUUUAUUUUGGAAAGAUUUACAUUUGCCGAGAGCAAUAGCGUUAGAUCCGGAACAUGGGUACAUGUACUGGACUGACUGGGGGGAAAUUCCAAAAAUUGAGAGGGCGGGCAUGGACGGCAGUGACCGGGUGGCUAUAGUGACCGAUGGUAUUUAUUGGCCCAAUGGGCUGACCAUCGACUACCCUAGCCAACGUCUUUACUGGGUGGAUGCAAAGGAGAGUUUUAUCAAAAGCAGCGAUAUGCAUGGUUUAAAUCAAGAGAUUAUUUUAGAGGGGAAGGGGGAGCUGGAACACCCGUUUGCUCUGACCGUUCAGGAUGAGUGGUUGUACUGGACAGACUGGGAGACUCAAUCAAUACACGCUUGCAAUAAAACCACCGGUCUGGAGCGAUGGGUCAUCCAUACCGACAUAUCGCCGAUGGACAUCCAUGUGUAGAGUGGGGAGAGACAACCUUCCAAUUUUUCAAAUCCAUGUGAAGAGGACAAUGGGGGUUGUUCGCACCUGUGUCUGCUCUCUCCAUCUGAAAGGGGAUACUCCUGCGCCUGUCCUACCGGGGUCAAACUCUUGGAGGAUGGUUUCAACUGUGCAAAUGGUGCUCAGGAAAUGUUGCUUCUGGCUCGUCGUAAAGAUAUCAGGAGGAUAUCACUCGACACACCAGACUACACCGACAUCAUCCUCCCCCUCGAAGACAUCGAACAUGCCAUCGCCAUCGACUACGAUCCCAUUGAUGGUUAUUUAUACUGGACAGACGAUGCAAUCAGAGCAAUUAGAAGAGCGAAGCUUGAUGGUUCAGAGAGUGAAUACGUGAUCACCAAUGACAUCCUACACCCCGACGGGAUCGCUGUGGACUGGGUAGCAAGGAAUCUGUACUGGACAGACACGGGUAACGAUCGUAUCGAGGUUUCGCGGCUCAACGGUACCUCCCGGAAGAUGAUACACGCAGAAUACAUGGACGAGCCUCGAGCGAUUACGGUUGAUCCUGUCAAUGGUUACAUGUACUGGACGGACUGGGGGAUCGUUUCAAAGAUCGAGCGUUCAAACCUGGAUGGAUCCAACCGCACCGUCCUCGUGAACACCUCCCUCGCUUGGCCAAAUGGGAUUGCAGUGGAUUUUGCGGAGCAGAGGAUAUACUGGGGAGAUGGCAUGAAGGAUAAGAUUGAGAUGAUCAACGCGGAUGGAACGAAUAGAAGGGUUCUCGUCUCGGAGGAUAUUCCACAUAUAUUUGGCUUCAGUUUGUUGGGUGAUUAUAUCUACUGGACGGACUGGCAGAAGAGAACAAUCGAGAGAGUUAACAAAGAGGAUGGAUCGGGAAGAGAGAUCAUCAUCGAAUCCCUUCCGGAACUCAUGGGGCUGAAAGCCAUCACCAUGGAAAAACAGAUUGGCACCAACACAUGUGGGACAAACAACGGAGGCUGCAGUCACCUGUGUCUCUACCGCCCUCAGGGGCAGGUUUGUGCCUGUCCGAUGGGUCACGAGCUCCUCGCCGACGGAAAGACCUGCAUCGUCCCGGAAGCGUUCCUCCUCUUCCUCCGAACUGAAGACAUCCGACGCAUCUCCUUGGAGACGACUUACAAGGAUGUUGAGAUUCCGCUUAGCGGCAUUGAGGAGGCUACAGCAUUGGACUUUGAUAUCUUGGAUAAUAGGAUAUAUUGGACUGACUCAAAAGCAAAGAAAGUGACGCGUGCAUUCAUGAACGGAACUGACCUUCAAGAUGUCAUAGAGUUUGGCCUACAGCAGCCUGAGGGGUUAGCCGUUGACUGGCUUGCCCAUAACAUCUACUUUGCCGAUACGGGCAAGAGACGCAUCGAAGUCGCCCGGCUGGACGGGAACUCGCGAAGGGUCAUCAUCUGGAAGGACAUCGUCAUGCCCCGGUCACUAGCGCUUGACCCUAUGGAGGGGUAUAUGUACUGGUGCGAGUGGGAUGGUGCCUCUCACAUCGAGCGUGCCUACAUGGAUGGGACUAACCGAGAAAUACUAUACCAGGGCGGUCGCGCCAGCGGUCUUACCAUCGACUAUGAAGACCGGAGGCUCUACUGGGCAUCCUACGACACCAACGCUGUUGAAUCCAUUAACAUGAUCGGUGGAGAUCAUAGGCAUCUGUUCACGGACGAGCUCCCCCACCCGUUCGGAGUGACGCAGUUCCGGGACUUUGUCUACUGGUCUGACUGGGAGUCCCAGACCAUUGAGAGGUGUAAUAAGACCAGCGGAGCUAACAGGACCAGGAUCCAAGGUGGCUUGGACUAUGUCAUGGACAUUUUGGUCUUUCAUUCAUCAAGGCAGGCCGGCUGGAACCCAUGUUCGGAGGAGAACGGAGGAUGUGAGCAGUUGUGUCUCUCUCACCCCAACGAAACUAGCAAUGAGUGGGACUAUGUGUGCGGAUGCAGCACUCACUACACAUUAAACCCAGACAACAAAACCUGUUCACCUCCAGAGAAGUUCCUCCUGUUCAGCCAGCGCAACUCCAUCAGUCGUAUAACCUUUGACUACAAGGAUAGUCCGGACAUCAUCCUCCCGAUCCACGGCGUCCGCAACAUCCGACGGAUCGCCUACGACUUUGACGAGAAGCGAGUUUACUGGAUAGACAAGAGCAGUAAUGAUAUCAAGAGGGCGUAUGAUAAUGGCAUUGAGCAACGUACCUUCAUUGCCAAUCCUGGCGGGGGUGCGCCCUUUGAACCCACAGACAUGGCCAUCGACCCUUACAGCCGCCUCCUCUUCUGGACAUGCGCCAAUCAGAGCACGAUCAACGUCACGCGGCUCAACGGCUCGGCAGUGGGUGUGGUCGUAAGCGAUAAGCUUCAGAAGCCACGCCUCCUUGCUCUUAUGCCGGAGAAGGGGUUAAUGUUUUGGACCAACCACCGUCUGUUACCGAAGAUCGAACGUGCUGCCCUCGAUGGCGAGGACCACAUGGUCAUCGUGACGGAGGGUCUAGGUCGGCCACGAACCCUGACUGCUGAUUAUCGCAGUGAGAGGAUAUAUUGGAUUAGUCAAGAGCUGGAUUAUGUCAUUAGUACUACAAUCACAGGCAAGGAUGUGCUAAGACUGACCGUUGAGUUAGCAAGUCCAGUUGGUCUGACCAUCAUGGAUGACUAUCUCUACUGGGUUGACCGUAAGGCUGAGGCGGUCAAGCAAGCAGACAAGCUGGAUGGAAACAACCAGUACAAGGUCAAGGGUCAGAUGGUGAGCUUGACCGAUGUCCUGGCGGUUGACGGCAAUUUGAUAGAAGACCAUCCAUGCCUUUUUGACAACUACGGAUGCUCUCAUCUGUGUAUCAUCUCACCCGAUGGGGGCGCUAGAUGCUCCUGCCCUCUCAACUUGGUCCUGGACGAGGACGAGAAGACGUGCGUUGAACCGCCGACCUGCGCACCGGACGCCUUCAGCUGUGUGUCGGGGAACAUUGCAUGUAUCCCGAUUGGCUGGCGCUGUGACGGGUUCUCAGAAUGCGAAGAUGCCAGUGAUGAAAUGGAUUGUGUCGAAUGUGAUGUUGGCGAGUUCAAGUGCAGCGGGAUCCAGUGCAUCGCUCUUUCUCUGCGUUGUGACGGGAAGCCCGACUGUCUCUACGGUAACAGCGAUGAAGAGCAGUGUCCGCAGUGUUCCAACCCGCAGUCUUUCCCUUGCCUGAAUGGUCAGUGUGUGGUCAAGCAGGGUACGGAAUGUGAUGGGAUCAUCGACUGUGUGGACGGGAGCGAUGAGCACGCUGGCUGCUACCUAUCACCUAGCGACAUACCACCCGGCUACACCCCGCACGGCGGGAGAAGGAUGAACACCGCCCUCGUUGGUACGUUGGUGGCAGCCUUCUCCCUGGCCAUCAUGGUGAUCGGGACCUUCUUCCUGUGUCGGCGACGUUGCAUCCAGCAAUCAGGAAGCCAGGAGGAUUAUGGGACUCCGACCGACCAGAACUUCUCGACAGUCCUCAUGUUGAAUCAGCUUGGCAAAGAACACAUCACCCACAAAUACCUCAAUUCGGGAAGACCCCACCCCAAGUCCACCAACCUCAACUCCUGCUCAUCCAAAGUCUCGCCGAAGAGCGGGAGCGGAGGGGAGAGCAGCACGUGUUUCUACGAGCGCAACCUCCCCACGGGGGCCUCCUCCUGCUCCUCCGAGAUGUUCAGCUCGACGGGGACCAGUAAUUACCCCAAGGAGACCCUCAACCCCCCUCCCAGCCCCGCCACGGAGCGAUCCCACUGCACCACGGAGAUUUACUAUGCCCCCGUUCCCAAUCCAUCCCUCAGUAACUUCAGACCUUAUAGACAUCACAAAUUAUAUUCCACCAAAUAUAUUCCACCUCCGCCGACGCCGUGUUCGACGGACAUCUGCGAAGACAGCGAGCCCUACUCAAUGGGAGGGGCCGCAGCCGCGCCGCCAGUGCCGCAUCAUAAAUACACAAACAUUUCAAAAUCACGGCGGAAAAAGGGCAAGUACAGCCAUUCGAACAUUGCCAAUCCGGAGGCGGUGAACUAUGAUUCUGAACCCUAUCCGCCCCCGCCGACGCCGCACAGCCAGUACUUAAGCGACAAUUUUGACAGUUGUCCGCCGUCGCCGUCGACGGAGCGGAGUUUCUUCAACCCGUACCCACCACCGCCCUCCCCCGCCACGGACUCAACGUAGCACAGAAAGAAAGCACAAAAGAGACUUUAUAUUUUCUACAUGCACUUGGAAGAUUUUAAUAAACGGGUUAUUUCAUCGAGCGGAGACCAUAUCGCUUCUGGAAAGUCUUUGAACUAUGACCUACAUGAAGAAAGACAGUUGACCUCUAACCUACUUUCAUGCAAAAGGUCAAAGAACUUUAUGAGCGGUCGAAGGAUAUGAGAUUUUUAUUGCACUGACUGGGAGAGCCGGCCAUGACUAUUGUUUAUAUUAAAAUCUAUAUCAGGGAUAUACAUAUAUGAUAUAUAUAUUUUUUUUGUUUUAUAUAUUGUAUGCUGGUGGGAAAAAGACCAAGUUUGGAAGCGUUGUAACCAGCACGAAUUCAAGCAUCUCAACUAAGCAAGUUUAUUUAUUUCUCAACUAUGUGAUUUUACUUGUAAUGCACCAAUGACAACUGCUAGCUACCCGCUGUGAGCAUCCGUCAAUUUGAUCAGUCCUGCGUUUGAUACAUCGUUUUUUUGUUUCGUCAUCGUUCGUUGAAUUGAAUCGUCAAAUUUCCCUUGGAGAAAAUCGUUUAAAUUUUUCAAGAAUGUACUUGCUUUUCAUGUGGAUAAGGAUUUGUGUCGCACCAGGAUGUAUUUUGGAAAAUUCUGUCAUUGCAUCCAACUGUGUUAUUGCAAAUGUAAGGAACCGACCCAUCGUGAGCAUUUGCUUUCAUCCAAUCACGUACAAGGAUUUCAGUAGCUUAUAACAGCGAGCAUCCUACAAAUCUCGGGGUGUUGUGAUUGAUACAUCAUUUGAGAUUCAUCAUCCUCAGGUUCCUGUCAUGUUUGUUCACUUACUGAGAAAAUCGAUAAAUUCAGGAGUAUGCUCACUUAUCGUCUGGAUCAUCAUCAGCGUGUCAGCAAGAUUUAAAGGAAAUACAAACUAGCAGCAGUCAUGUAUAGCACCAGCUCAAGUCCUCAACUACACAAAUCUGACCAGGCUUCUUACCCACAAUCCAGUAUUCUUAGCAGAGUAGUCUUGUAAUACAGACCAUCAUAAAACUGUGUAAGUUACAAAUGACUUCAUGCACGACUGGUGAUCCUUCCUAAAUGAUAUCCUUAUGUAACUGAUUUACAUGUAGCACUUCAGAACAUGUUCCAGUCUUGCUUAAAGUUGUGCGUAACUUUACGAAAAGCUUUUUUAUGAAACACCACCCCGGAAUGAUAACACUCUAAUUCGUAAAAUGUUCCCAAGAUGUUUAUAGCUGAGUGAUUACCAAAGCAGGUUAUAGCAAUCAAAUACCCACCUCAUAUGAAAACAUAGAAAGGAGAGUCAAUGAACAAAGAUGUACUUUUUAUUUUCACCCAGUACUAGACCUCAUAAAAACCACCUCAAUCUUUAUCUUUAAUCACGAAUGUAAUUUUGUUCUUAAAUAUGCACUACUUAGAGAGUUGCCAACUAUUACCAAUUUUCAGUCAUUAGUAAUGAAAAGAAGAAUACUAAUGAUUUGAUGCAGAAUACUUAUUUCCAAAGUUUCAGUUUAAUGUUCUGUCCUACGCUAUUUCUUUGAAAAUACAAAUUUCCUCAUCAAUUGAUUUUCAGCUCUUAGAAUACUGAAAUGUUCUUAUUCAGGUCAAUAGGUCUGUACUUAGAUUAUAUUGUAGGUUAUAACAAGAAUGUGACGUAUGUUGGCGGCAUUCUAAUAUUCUGUGGUGCUGUAUUUUGUUAUCUUUUUUUUUUAAGAAGACACGAGGUAAAAGACUUCAUGUCAUUGAGAACAUGAUUACAGAUCAAGCCCAUAAUAGUAAAAAAUGUGUGAUUAUGGAAAUAUUUUUAGACCGUUAUAUGAGAGAGAUAGAAAGAGAGAGAGAGAGAGAGCAAAAGGGGGGGGGGGCAGGAGAAGAGGAGAGACACAUACACACCAAGAAAAGGAAAAGAGAUCCACUCUAUAUGAAAUUAGUGAUGCUCCAAAUCUGAUCCAAACAAAACUUCACAAUCGAGAAUUGUUAGAACAGUUUCUAGACAUAUCACCAGAAAUAUAUUUGGGGUAUAUUUUUGCCCAGUUCUGUAUUCAUUGAUCUCCCUUGAAAUAUCUGUUUUGUUAGACUAGUAAUAUAUGAGCUUUACUCCAUUCAUUAUUUAUUCCCAGGGCAGCCGAGUUUUCGACAUUUUUGUUGCAUCGGUAUCAUUAUAUUAUUAUUCAUUUUGAAGAUUGCCUUCUUGUUUUUACAUUUUCUCAGAUCCUUGUUGCGUUCUUCCUCCCCUUGGCAAUCUUUGAAUAUAUAUUCAGUUCUUUUUUCAUUUCUUUAUAUCUUCUUUUUUGGGGUUUUACCUCCGAUUCAUGUUUCUUUUGAGUCUGUCUUUCUUUUUUUUAAACCUGAGAGUUGCAUAUCUCUCUCCAGCUUUCCCCUUCUCUCCCUCUUGUCCCUGUUCUCUUCCAUCAGAUAAAGCUUUCAUUCUUUUUCCACACCUUUACUUUUUGCUUCCUUUAAGAAAAAUACUUUUUUCAUUUAACACCUAUCUUCCAUGCACACACCUUUGUUUUUUUGUAUUUGUAUUCACAUUAUGACCUGACAAUCAGUCUAAUAUUUUUGUUAUGUGAUGAAAAAUAAAGUUAUUACCGUGAAAUUCUGCGUUUCUGAUUUCCUAGACCUUUUUCACAUUAACGGAUUCAGAAAUGCGUAUUUUACAGUGCCCUUUGUUUGGUUGCUAUAACCGAGAACAAAAUAAUACUAAAAAUUGCUACAUGUAUGAAUGUUAAGUUUUAUUCAUUAUUUCUAAAUGAAAUAAUAAGAUUUUUACAUUGUUCUAAGAGCUAGACACUCUUUUCAACACUCUUUAUUCUUCCUCCUCCUCAUUUGUUUUCUUACUAAACUUUUAUAACUUGAAAAUAAUCAGUGAUCACCCCCAACUUAUUAAUAAUUAUGAGUACUAGGAGGACACCCCUAUAAAUUAUUUUCAGUACACUCUUUGAGAAGUACAUUUUUUAGUACUAAAGCUAGGUUGUAUGUAAUUAUUAAAUGUUGAUGAUUUGCCCCUAAAUAUAUGUCUACCUCAGAAAUUACGGUGAAUGAUUGUAGUUGCAAAUUCUAUUUGGAUUUCCCUUCAGCUAUUGAAAUCAAUGGUUAUUUUGCAAUGUGGAUGAAUAACUGAGUUUUGGUCAAAUACUUGCAGACUGAUCAUUACUUUGGAGUAAAAUUAUGGAGACAAUAUCCCCAUGGUAAAGAAGUGAAUUGAAAGAUGUUAAAGGACAAGUUCACCCCAACAAAAAAUUGAUUUAAAUAAAAAGAGAAAAUUCCAACAAGCAUAACACUG